Molecule: messenger RNA, 4729 nt
Organism: Corythoichthys intestinalis (scribbled pipefish)
Lineage: Eukaryota; Metazoa; Chordata; Actinopteri; Syngnathiformes; Syngnathidae
Gene: usp33
Product: ubiquitin specific peptidase 33
Exons: 24
Coding region: 184-2922 (912 amino acids)
Biological process (GO): protein deubiquitination
Cellular component (GO): cytoplasm
Molecular function (GO): cysteine-type deubiquitinase activity; zinc ion binding
Source: RefSeq, a predicted model, not a curated record
AGAUAUCUUUGAGGGGAAAGGCUGUAACGUUAGCAACCAGUCAGAACGACCAAGGAAGGACUGUUUGAAUAUCGAGACCAAGGCGUUACCAGAACCAUCACCGUGAUUAUUGACACAGUGGAGUGGAAUACAACCAGCUUCGGAAGCAACUCUGACGUUUAUCGUCUAGCUGUGAGGUGAGCGAUGCCGCCGGCCCCCAGCUGCGACUGCCCCCACCUGGACUGCGUGGGGGAGAUCACCAAAGAGGAACUCAUUCAAAAGUCACACGGCCAGUGUCAAGAUUGUAAAGUUGGAGGACCAAAUUUAUGGGCGUGUUUGGAGAAUGGCUGCGCGUAUGUCGGCUGCGGAGAAUCCCAUGCAGAUCACAGCACGGGACACUCACAGGAAACGGGCCACAACCUGACAGUAAACCUGACCACGCUACGAGUGUGGUGUUACGCCUGUGGCAAGGAGGUCUUCCUGGACCGUAAACUAGUUCCUCCGCCCCUCCAGUCCAACAGCAAGCCUGUUGCCGCUUCUCAGCAGGCUAGCAACAGAACCUCGCCCGUGAGCCCCGUCUCCCUCCACGUGACCCCUAACGGCGUCUGUGAAGACCUGGAAAUGGAGAUGGAGGAAGAGGAUGACGCGCAUGUUCGAGGCUUGACUGGACUGAAAAACAUUGGCAACACAUGCUACAUGAACGCCGCCCUCCAGGCUUUGUCCAACUGUCCACCUUUGACACAGUUCUUCCUGGAGUGCGGCAGCCUGGUGAGGACAGACAAGAAGCCAGCGCUCUGCAAGAGCUACCAGAAACUCGUGUCCGACUUGUGGCACAAGAACAGGCCCUCCUACGUGGUCCCGACUAAUCUGUUCCAGGGAAUCAAAGCCAUAAACCCAAUGUUCAGAGGAUACUCUCAGCAGGACUCGCAGGAGUUUCUGCGGUGCCUGAUGGACCAGCUGCACGAAGAGCUAAAGGAGACUCUGCCCGAGCCGUACGACUCGUCCGGCGGCGUCACGGUGGAAGACCCGCCCAAGGAGGAUAACCACAACCAAUCGGACAGCAGCGAUUUCCAGUCGUGCGAUUCGUGCGCGUGCAGCGACCGGGCCGACAACGAAUCGCAGCACGCCGGUCCACCCGCCGUCAUCGUCGGCGUGGACAACGAGGCCGAGAUGCUGAUUCCCGAGCGAGAUGACAUCCAGGCCAACAGGGAGUGGCAGAAGGAAAAGAACAUGAUCAACGACAUAUACCGCGGCGGGGAGAACACUGUGCCGGACAUGGAUAAAGAUGUGGACACCGCUUCUGAAAACACGCCCAUUAUCAGUAGUCAGGGACACAUUAAGACGCAAAGCAGGACAUCAGAGUCCUUUCCAGACAUCCAAAUGUCCAACAUCAUAAGACCACAAAGUCCAGUCCCUAUGGAGGUCCAUAAAAUGUCCAGCAGCCCACCCAAAACUUCCUCUGUGUGGCCCAGCCUCAAUACCGCACACAAGAAAGCAAUGACCACAUUCUCCCCAGCCAAGACCAAAUGUCAGAAAAGGUACCGCAGCGUCAUCUCGGAUGUGUUCGACGGGACCAUUAUGAGCUCCGUGCAGUGUCUCACCUGUGAUCGGGUGUCUGUCACGCUGGAGAACUUCCAGGACAUCUCUUUGCCCAUCCCAGGCAAGGAAGACCUGGCUAAGCUGCACUCCGCCACCCAUCAAACGUCUCUGGUUAAAGCCGGAUCCUGCGGGGAAGCAUAUGCGCCACAGGGCUGGAUCGCGUUCGUUAUGGAAUAUAUCAAAAGCUGGUUCUGGGGUCCAGUGGUUACGCUACAAGAUUGUCUGGCAGCCUUUUUUGCUAGGGAUGAGCUGAAAGGUGACAACAUGUACAGCUGUGAAAAGUGCAAGAAGUUGCGAAAUGGAGUCAAAUUUUGCAAAAUGCAAAGUUUGCCAGAGAUUCUGUGCAUCCAUCUGAAGCGAUUCAGGCACGAACUCAUGUUCUCCACCAAGAUCGGCACCCACGUAUCUUUCCCGCUGGAGGGUUUGGAUUUACAGCCCUUCCUAGCUAAGGACAGCUCGGCGCAGAUUGCCAACUACGACCUGCUGUCGGUCAUCUGCCACCACGGCACCGCCAGUAGUGGCCAUUACAUCGCUUAUUGCAGGAACAACCUCAACAAUCUUUGGUAUGAGUUUGAUGACCAAAGUGUGACGGAGGUGCCAGAAUCUUGCGUUCAAAAUGCCGAGGCUUAUGUGCUUUUCUACAAGAAGAGCAACGGGGACGCACCGAAGGAGCGCAGAAGGGUGUCUGGCUUGCUCAACAUGAUGGAGCCCAGCUUGCUUCAGUUCCACAUCUCCCGUCAGUGGCUCAACAAGUUCAAAACCUUCGCCGAGCCAGGCCCCAUUUCCAACGACGACUUCCUGUGCUCGCACGGAGGCGUGCCCCCCAACAAAGCUGCCUAUAUUGAUGACCUCGCUGUCGUGUUACCUCAGAAUGUGUGGGAUCACCUCUACAGCAGGUACGGGGGAGGACCCGCCGUCAACCAUCUGUACGGCUGCAACACAUGCCAGAUUGAGGUGGAGAAACUGGAGAAGCGGCGCAAAUCGGAGCUGGAAAUGUUUGUCCGGCUGAACAAGGCCUUCCAGGAUGAGGAGUCUCCCGUGGUCAUAUACUGCAUCAGCAUGCAGUGGUUCCGCGAGUGGGAGGGUUUUGUGAAAGGGAAAGACAACGAUCCACCAGGACCCAUUGAUAAUUCCAAGAUAGCAGUGAACAAGAGUGGUCAUUUAACAAUCAAACAAGGGGCCGACUCGGGCCAGAUCUCCGAAGAGACGUGGCUCUUCCUUCACGCCAUCUACGGCGGCGGACCUCUGGUGACGGUGAGACCGAGCGUGGUCACCGGCCACCAGGAAGCGGACCCUUCCCACCAGUCUGAGGAAAAGAUCGAAGUGGAGACGCGCUCGCUUUAAAACAAAACAAAACAAAAAAAAAACAAAACGACAAAAAGCGAUCGAAUUCAAAGAAUAAGGCCUUUUUAAUUUUUUGCACUUUGAUUUCAAACGCAUUCACGCAAAAACAAAAAAAAGGACGCCAAUUAUAACCGCUUUUGCGACAGCUCGCUCCGAAAAAGGGAAUCAAAGCUUUGUCGUAUUGUAAAAAAAAAAAAAAAAAAAAAAAAUGUGUAUACGUUUCUAAUAGCACUGUAGUCGUCUUUGUGUCAUGAUUUUAAAUGUGUGCAGCUAGAUCACGACAAAAGAAAAUGAACGGAAUGCCAUUUUAUUUUGACCAAAAUGAGCACAUUUACCACGCGUUGUACUUUAGCACUUCCGCCGACGGACAUCUUAAGGUUAUGAAGGGACUAAUUACGGAAAAGUCUCAGGAAUUUCUUGUGCACUGUCAUUUACGCACGCGCUUCUCAACUGGUCUGAUAAUCCUGUUUUUUAAUGGCAAAUUCUUCAAGAGGUCAAACUUUUGACUCAUGUAAACUCAUUCGCUGCCUCCCAAUCGCUGUCAAUGGCAGCCAAUGAGUUAACGCAUUGAUUCUAGUGUAAUCAUGUCCACGUAAUUUCAUGUUUCCGAGUGAAACUGGCUUUUGGCGGCUGGAUUUUCAAAUAAUUCACCCCAUUUUAAUGGCAUCUAUUAAAUUCAUGUAAAUUCUAAAGAAGGAAUACAUUCAAGCAGGGGUGUCAAACAUCCGGCUUCUGGCCCGCUAGAAGAUCCAGUCCCGCUGCCUGGUGGGGUUGUUGUAGGUUACAGGUGAUAGGUACCUUGUAGCUCAUUCAUACUGUACAUAGAAAAUCACAUGCUUUUAUUUUGACAUUGGCGCCCUAAAACUAGAUGUAUGAUCGUGUGUGUGCACUACUGCACUUUCUUGUCCGCCGUUACAUUUGUGUAUUCGCCCCCCUCUCAGUCAUCAGGGAUUAGACGUCAAACACUGUCAAUGGCAGCCAAUGAGUUGACAAGGAAGUGACACAAAAUGAGGAAGUAACCUGGAAAUGCUUGAGAUAUUAAAAGAAAUUGAUGAAUUUAUAGAAAGUGACCUGUAAGUAUCUUAAAACUACAAGGAAGUCAUGCAAAAUAACUCAUUGGCCGCCUUCUGGAACGAUUGACGUCUAAUUAAACUGGAAGGAUUGGCUGUGAAUACUCACCUUUCAGUGCCAUUGACGGAACUAGACGUCCAAUUCAUUUUGACUGAGAUAUUUGGCCAAAAAAUGAGAUCUAAUUGCCAUAAAUGUGGCCCGCGAACCACAAGUUUGACACCCCUGCAUUAAAGUACUUAAAAUGAUCCAAAAUGGCUGUUUAAAACCGUACGAGUUGUGGAAAACUUUUGGGUCCACCAGUUGAGAAUCGCUGCAGUUUCAAUCCACAAACAGGCAUGCGGUUAUUUGAAUGUAACGAUGGUGUAUGUUGGUUAAGAUUCAGCACUUGCUUAUUUAUCACAGACAGGGAGUUUAAAACAGGAUGUUAAUAGUGUUUUUUUUUUUUUUUUUAAUUGUUUUUGUGUAUACAUGGCUAAAGUAGGUGAAGCAAGUAUGCAUGCUUUUAACAUUGCAUAUCUCACACAAAUCCUAACUGUGCACGACCUAGCUUUGCUUGACACUACACUGCAGUAUAGUAAGUAGUAAUCAGCAACAUUGCCAGUCUUAACGGAGGGCAUUAUUUUGCAUAUUGGAUGCCGUAAGUGUCUCUGGACCAUUAGUCAGUAAGAGCUAUUCAGAUAUUUGUUUUUUUUAAUGGCUCGCAUAAUAAAAACAAGAAACAUGGAUGGAAACAUGA